UCGUUAAAUUGUACGUCACUAAAUCCAUCUUUUUCUUAUGUGCAUUCGCAAAUACAAAUAUAUCAUAUUGUGAAAUACACAGACAAUGGAAGAAUUGUUAAACGAAGUAGUGCCCCAGGAAGAUUUGGAGAGAUUUGAAAGAAAGUAUCACCAUGAGCUGGAACUCGAUGGAGAGGUCUCAACAGAAACAAAGUUUGAAUACGCUUUCUGUUUGGUUCGGAGUCGGUAUACCAAUGACAUUCGAAAGGGUAUUAUGAUUUUGGAGGAUCUGUGUCGCUUACAUCCGGAUGGACGACGUGACUAUAUUUAUUAUCUUGCCUUCGGAAACGCACGAAUUAAAAACUAUACAGAAGGGCUUAAAUACUGUAGAGCUUUUCUUGAUAUCGAAUCCAAUGAUCAAGUUCGGUCAUUAGAGGAAUAUAUUAAAAAGCAGAGCGAUAAGGAGGUUGCGAAGGGCAUUGCUGUUGCUGGAGGAGCUGCGCUUGUGCUUGGUGGAAUCUUAGGCCUAGGAAUUGCGAUGGCUAGAAAUAAACAAAAACGCGAUAAAUAGUGAAAAAUGUGAUAGAGCUCUUUACGGAAUACGAUUCCCUCCCAAAAUGUAUACACCAACAUAGUCAUUGUGAGGACGUGGUUUAAGCACAUAGCACCAAUUAUUAAACUUCAUUCUAUUUCUCUUAAAAGCUCUGUUUAAUAAUAAUUAACAUUUUUAUUGUCAGUAACACUUUUAUCUAAGAAGUCACUGUUAUUAGCAAUUUAUUAUAUAUUAAACUAAAUACGAUCUGUUCAUUACCAAAGAUGUUAGUGAAAUAAAUCA
Molecule: messenger RNA, 814 nt
Organism: Drosophila hydei
Lineage: Eukaryota; Metazoa; Arthropoda; Insecta; Diptera; Drosophilidae
Gene: Fis1
Product: mitochondrial fission 1 protein
Exons: 6
Coding region: 86-550 (154 amino acids)
Biological process (GO): peroxisome fission; mitochondrial fission; autophagy of mitochondrion
Cellular component (GO): peroxisomal membrane; mitochondrial outer membrane
Molecular function (GO): protein binding
Source: RefSeq, a predicted model, not a curated record